AUGAGCGCCUUCGGUGCGCUGCUAGGGCAGCGAGCGCUGCACACCAACCACAAUAGUGAGGUUGUCACUCGCCGCAUCCUGGCGGUACGAGUGGAUGGCUGGGUGCAGCUUGGCACUGACGGCCUGGGGGGCUACAGCGACUCCUUGCCGUGGAUAUGCCCACAGAACUACCGUGUGCUGGAACGCAUGCGCGAUGACACCAAUGGUGACAUGCAGUUGCCACUGCUGCGAGGCCCACCUCCUGAUCCCACUGCACGGCCUGAGUCUCCUGCUACGCCGGGUCCCCUUCCUGCGCCGGACAGAGCGUUCCGACCUCCACCAGGUGAUGACGCCACACGUGUGCGGAGCAGAUCUCCGGUGCUAACCGGUUCCACGAAGCGGCUGGUGUGGGUCGGCAACCUCCCGCCAAACAUCCAGUUGACCCGCCUGCGGCGUGAUUUCGCCACCGCGGGCGACCUGGAUGAAGCAACGGUCUUUCCAAAGAAGGAGCAUGCUUCGGCGACUCUGCUCUAUUCCACGCCUCAUGGAGCCUCGGAGGCCGUUUCACACUGGCACAAAUCCAGCUACCUCGGCCGAACUAUUCGGGUGGAGCUGGCGAAACGCCAGCGCUAG
This is a messenger RNA of Durusdinium trenchii, 612 nucleotides long. Lineage: Eukaryota; Dinophyceae; Suessiales; Symbiodiniaceae. The record is from the annotation of a GenBank genome assembly.